This is a messenger RNA of Portunus trituberculatus (swimming crab), 2261 nucleotides long. Its product is annotated as CLIP-associating protein 2-like. The record is from RefSeq and is a predicted model, not a curated record. Gene Ontology annotation, biological process: mitotic spindle assembly. Gene Ontology annotation, molecular function: microtubule binding. The transcript is spliced from 8 exons. Gene Ontology annotation, cellular component: cytoplasmic microtubule; microtubule organizing center; mitotic spindle. The coding region runs from base 96 to 2000 and encodes 634 amino acids. NCBI's taxonomy places the organism in Eukaryota, Metazoa, Arthropoda, Malacostraca, Decapoda, Portunidae.
GCUUAUCAGUGGUUCUUUCUCUUGCUGUGUCCUAGCUAAUCUGGUAUGGAUCACAGCAACGUAUUCUCAAGGAAGUCUGGGAACCAUCAACCAAGAUGCAGGAUGUGAAUGACAUAAUUUCAAACUGUGCCUCUCCCCACUGGGGUGACCGAAAGGAAGGCCUGGUAGCUCUAAGGAUAUUUCUCCAGGGUUCCCACAUGCUCACUGGCUCCGAGCUACGGAGAGUCACAGAAAUCUUUACCAAAAUGUUUAUGGAUGCCCAAACCAAGGUGUUCACCAUGUUCCUAGACACGCUCAUGGAUCUGAUCAUGGUGCACAAGGCAGACCUUGGAGACUGGCUCUAUGUGCUCCUCACACGGCUGCUCAAUAAAUUGGGAUCAGAUCUCCUUGGAUCAGUGCAGACCAAAAUUCACAAAACCUUAGAUUUAGUGAGAGAUUCAUUCCCCUGUGAUCAACAGUUCAUUGUUAUCAUGCGGUUCUUAGUGGAUCAAACUCAAACUCCAAACUGUAAAGUGAAGGUGGCAACUCUAACUUACCUUAAGUGUUUAGUGGAUGUUAUGGAACUAGGAGACCUGACUGCCUCCCCUGACACACCUGUGGCCUUGGCAAAAAUCUUAACUUGGACAGCAGACCAGAAAUUCCUUGAGAUUAGAAGAGCAGCAUCUGCAGCCUUCAUUGCCAUGUUCAACUGUAAUAUGACAGAAUUUACAGCUCUUCUACAGCAGCUUCCUCCUGCAUGUCAAAGUACUGCAUCACAAAUAAUACAGACACAUUUGAAGAGAGUGUCCAGUCUUGAUGCUUCUCCCUCCUCCUUGCCUCCACGAACUCCUCCCAGCUCAGGGGGUACUCCAGUGCUGCAGAGUCCAAAUACUUCACUUCCUCGCUCCCACCGACCUGCAAGAUAUAAUACCAUUGAUUUUGAUGAUACUGAAAAUCUUAACCCAGAAGAAGUUUACAGAAGUUUGAAGCGCACAACAGCAGAGAUCCAGAACUAUAGUUUUGAUCUUGAAAGUUUAGAAAAGCACAGAGACUCCACAUCACAGGACUCAGGUAUUAGCCAGCUAUCUGCAGGCGGUCCUGACACCCGUAGCAAUGAUGUGGUGGAUGACAAACAUGCUGAAGACACCAAUGGCAUCCUAUCUGGCCGGUCAUCAAGUGUAUCCUCCCCUACACACCGUCAACUCUCGCUCUUGUCAGAUUCAUCCAGGAAUGGCCUGGACACUCUUACUGAUGAUGAUUUGGGUAGAGGCACAGGUGACGGUCAGGAAAGUGAUGCUGAGGUAAUGACGAGCGUUAUAGCUGAACUGAGCAACACUGAGGAGGGUCGCACGGUGGAGAAGCGGACUGCCCUCACCAAUCUCAUCCGUCUUGCCCGCACUGGCUCAACUCUAGUGUGGAACGAAAACUUCCGUGCAGUCCUGCGGCUUCUCCUAGAAAGCCUCAACUGUGGAGAUGGGGGUCAACGUGCUCUGGUGCUUGCAGUGCUCACAGAGAUGAUGCGCAGGAGUCCUCUAGUCCAUCACUUCCUUAGCUUCUCAGAGUUGAUCAUCCUGAGAGUACUUAAUGCACAUGCUGACAAGGAGAAGGAAGUCCACCGGGCUGCUGUGGUUUGUGCUGGCACCGUGGCUGAGAUUCUUCCUCCUGAAGUGGUUAUCCGUGUCCUGAAGCCCCUGAUCCAAAUGGCAGAAUACCCAGUCAACCAAGCAUCUAUCAAGAUGCUUAAUAAGCUAGUUGAAGCCCAUCAACCAUCAAUUGUAGCUGCAGCCUUACCAGAAAUUAUGCCAGGACUUAUUAAGGCUUAUGACAAUAAGGAAUCCUGUGUGCGUAAGGCUUCUGUGUUUUGCAUGGUGGCCUUACACAAUGCUGUGGGUGAGGAGGCUAUGGUGCCCCACUUGGAAGCUCUCACUGGUUCCAAGUUGAAACUCCUGAAUCUUUAUAUCAAGCGAGCAGAAACUCAGAACUCUGGAGCAUCUUCUCCGAAGUCUGAACCCCCAAUGUAAAGUGGAAGAUUGAGGUUGUGAGUAAGACAAGAAAGGGUACUCCAAGUGGCCUCAUCAUCAUGGGAUAAUCCUGUAUCUCACAUGCUUGUGUGUGUGUGUGUGUGUGUGUGUGUGUGUGUGUGUGUGUGUGUGUGUGUGUGUGUGUGUGUUUCUGUGUGUGUAAAGCAAGCAUACUGUCAGCCAUCAAAAUGGAAGAAAAAGCACAUGUGAUAUAUCCAUAUUCAGUCAUGAGAACUUUGAUUUGCUGCACAUAGAAUAUUA